AGUGCAAAUUAUACUUAAUAACGUGUAAAUCAAUAUAAAAAUACCCGCAAUGAAAAUUAAUCCACAAUUAUUAUAAUCCUGAACUUCGACCCUCAAAAGAAAAUGCAGCAAUUUAGAAUUUUCAAUGCCGAUCUCACCGAAUUAAAUUCUUUGUGAAUGCAGUAAAUAACUUAAAAACCCUUUAUACCGAUAUUAAACUCGCAAUGAAAUUUCUGGUGGCAUUUCCCUUGAUACUGGCCGGAUUGGCUUCAGCUCAAUUUGGUGGACUGAGACCAGGUCAAAGAUUGGGCGCAGCUAUUGGCAACGUGGCCAAUCGAGUUCAAGAUAGACUAGCCGGUAUAGCCAGCAGAUUGCCAGCGCCUCCAGCUCUGAGAGAUGUGGAAAACUUCGGCGAUUUCUUAACCCAAUCGGGAAAGACAUAUUUGAAUGAAGCUGAUCGAGUCCUGCAUGAAAAUGUAUUUUCCGCCCGCAAAAACUUGGUGGAUGCUGGCAAUGAAGCAUUCAGCAAAGGGACUUCCACAUAUAAAUUGGCUGUGAAUGCAUUUGCCGAUUUAACCAAUGCCGAAUUUCUUUCCCAACUUACUGGUCGUAGGAAAUCCAACCAGGGAGAGUCUAAGGUUGCUGCCAGUCGUCAGAGUGCCCAUGUGCAGCCAGGUGGCAAUGUACCUGAUGCAUUCGAUUGGCGCCAACAAGGUGGAGUUACUUCUGUGAAAUAUCAGGGCACUUGCGGCUCCUGUUGGGCAUUCGCUACUACGGGUGCCAUAGAGGGUCAUGUCUUUAGAAAAACUGGUAAACUGCCAAAUCUCUCGGAGCAAAAUCUGGUGGAUUGCGGCUCCUUGGAUUUCGGUCUCAAUGGCUGCGACGGUGGAUAUCAGGAAUAUGCCAUGGCUUUUAUUAAUGAGAAGCAGCGUGGUAUUUCGAAGUCGGAUCAAUAUCCUUAUAUAGACAACAAGGAGACCUGUAAAUAUACGAACUCUCUGUCAGGCGCUCAGAUCACUGGAUUUGCCUCGAUUCCCCCAAAAGAUGAGGCUCUAAUGAAAAAAGUUAUUGCUACUUUGGGUCCUCUGGCUUGCUCUUUGAAUGGAUUGGAGAGCUUGCUGCUCUAUAAGAGCGGUAUAUAUGCCGACGAGAAGUGCAAUGAUGAUGAACCCAAUCAUUCAGUUCUUGUGGUGGGAUAUGGCUCCGAGAAGGGUCAAGAUUAUUGGAUUAUCAAGAACUCUUGGGAUAAAAAUUGGGGUGAGGAUGGUUAUUUCCGUUUGCCUCGCGGCAAGAACUUCUGCGGCAUUGCUCUUGAGUGCAGUUAUCCAAUAGUUUGAAAUUAAAUUGUUAUCAUAAGUUAAUAAAUCACAAACAAUUUCAAA
Messenger RNA from Drosophila willistoni, 1361 nucleotides. Its product is annotated as procathepsin L. Gene Ontology annotation, molecular function: cysteine-type endopeptidase activity. The record is from RefSeq and is a predicted model, not a curated record. The transcript is spliced from 4 exons. Gene Ontology annotation, cellular component: lysosome. The coding region runs from base 204 to 1316 and encodes 370 amino acids. NCBI's taxonomy places the organism in Eukaryota, Metazoa, Arthropoda, Insecta, Diptera, Drosophilidae.